Brugia malayi is the source of this 342-nucleotide messenger RNA. RefSeq lists its product as uncharacterized. NCBI's taxonomy places the organism in Eukaryota, Metazoa, Nematoda, Chromadorea, Rhabditida, Onchocercidae. The record is from RefSeq and is a predicted model, not a curated record. Gene Ontology annotation, molecular function: zinc ion binding. The coding region runs from base 1 to 342 and encodes 113 amino acids. The transcript is spliced from 2 exons.
AUGCUUCUCGAGAAAUCUCAGCAAAUUCCACCAACAAUACUUCAUCGAUCGAUCAGUCAUACACCUAGCAUGGUGGUUAAUAUCAAAAAAUAUCUAUCUGAUCAACCACAAUUGAUUGAUUGUCCAUAUUGUAAGAUUCAUUGUAUCACCGAAGUGAAAUUUAUUGUUGGUCUCUUCACAUGGAUUAGUUUUCUAAUUAUCUUAAUUGCUGGCAUUUUUAUCCUACCCUUAUUCUUUCUUUGGGUACCAUUCUUCGCUGAUACAUUCAAAGAUGCGUAUCAUUACUGUCCCAAUUGUAAAGCCUGGAUUGGAACUUAUCGUCGAUUGGGUAGAAGCAAGUAG